Alnus glutinosa is the source of this 981-nucleotide messenger RNA. RefSeq lists its product as uncharacterized. The record is from RefSeq and is a predicted model, not a curated record. Lineage: Eukaryota; Viridiplantae; Streptophyta; Magnoliopsida; Fagales; Betulaceae. The coding region runs from base 25 to 720 and encodes 231 amino acids. The transcript is spliced from 10 exons.
UUCUCCUCCAGCAUUAAACCUUUUAUGAGUUUAUCCAGCACAAAAAAGUUUCUCUCUGCCGCCCUCAUGUCUGUUUCACUCGAGCUCAACGGUCACCCUUUGCCCGUCUUUCAUCGUCACCCGGGUUUCGAUGAAUUCUCGUCCGCGAACAUUCCUAGAUUGCUUUCCAGGCGCUGUUGCUCACACCAAUUCAACAACUCCUCAGUUAAUCUGAGCCGUUCUCGACCACCCAGAGUCCGCUCAAUUGACGGCGACAACAGUGGUUAUGGUAUAUCGGAUGGUCCGAACCACAAAGGUUCCACAGAGAAGAAUGAAAGCAGUCAAGGAGGAUCGCUCACAUCCAAUGAGAUGUUGAAGAGAUUAAAGAGAUAUGGAAUUUCAGGAAUAUUGUCCUAUGGGCUAUUGAAUACUGCCUACUAUCUUACAGCGUUUCUCUUGGUUUGGUUUUAUGUUGCUCCUGCACCUGGAAGAAUGGGAUAUCUUGCAGCGGUUGAAAGAUUCCUCAAAGUAAUGGCCAUGGUGUGGGCUGGAAGCCAAGUUACCAAGCUUGUAAGAGCUGGCGGGGCUCUUGCUCUUGCACCUUUUGUUGACAGAGGAUUGUCAUGGUUCACUGUCAAAUUGAAGUUCGAGUCUAAAGGGAAGGCUUUCAUGGCGAUUGUUGGGUUUUGUGUUGGACUGGCUAUCGUGCUAUUUAUGGUUUUGACAGUGCUUUGGGCGUAGGAGCAAUUCCUGUUGAUUGUUGGAAACGAAGAACAUGAAAUAUCAUCAACCAAGAUGAUGGGAGGUGAAGAUGGGCCCAAAGAGUUGUCAUUAGCAUGCACUUGAAGCAGAAGAACAACCGGGAUAAGCAACUCCAUCAUCACCGCCCAUAUAAGUUUUUUAAUACAUUUCCUAUCCAUUGAUUUCCCCACACUUUAGAAACUUUCUUAUAUAUUUCGAACCAAAGUCGGAAUGAUAUUUAGCGCUUAAACCCUUUAAUAA